AUGUUGAAGCCAUUCAAGAUAAGAGAUCUUCAUGCAUCUCCAACACAAGAAGAUGGGAAGAACCCUCUCGACUGUUUCCCGCAAAGUGACCAUGGUCACAGUACCUGUAGGCGCUCGGGCGUUGUGCAGCUCUCAGCCUCUGACUACGAUGAGGUCGCAUUGUCUCAUCCCCGAGCCCGGUUGACAUACGUGGAUGAUGAUGACGGAGAUAUUAUCACUGUCGGAUCAUCUCUUGAGCUUUCUCAACGUCUUGACGAACCUAUAUAUAAUAUGCCAACCCAGUCGAACCCCACACAAGAUUCCACGAUUCCUGAGACAAUGCACAUCUUCGAUAUUCGCCGAUCCAACUCUGUCACUGAGCUAUGGAAGCGGUUUGAGUAUAAUCCGGCUGGCCGGGAAACAGAAGACGCAAAGAAGGCAGUCGAAUCGACAUCUGACAAUUCCACUCCUCCUUCACCAGACGGCAGGGUAUCGAAUGCUGGUCUGGCCUCAAAUGAGGGUUCCGAACCGCUUUUGGCAGCAUUUGAAACAGAGAUGGCCAAGAUCCUAAGCGCUUCAGAGCCUCGCAAUACAGACAAUGCUGAAGAGAUUCCUUCUUCUACGGAAGUGCCAAACGAGCCUCCAAGCUCCGGGAGACGCACAAAUCCCGCUCUGGCCCUGGCUCAGGCAAUGCACCACCUUAUCAACGGAGCUGAAAUGAUUGGCUCCGAAGUGAGGUCAAGAUUGCCAGAGUUGGAACAUCAGUUAGAGCAUCAUCUGCAGAACGCGCAAAGAGUCCUGCCAGAAAAUGUCGGGUUGACUGUCCAGGCAGCUCUUGCGAGUUUGGAUGCUCAGAUGAGGAAUCUGACCAACGCACUGAACAAUGCAAGCAGUGCAAGGGAUCGGAGAACCAGCAACAUGUUCCGGGGCGACGUUCGCACACCUGCAGACGCUGUAGACAGCCUAUAUAAUAUGGCUUCCGAGCUCGGCCAGAUGGGACACACACUAUACUCGGCCUUUGAGACUGAGUUUGGUUCCCGUAUUGGAGCGAGAGACGCAAGUCAGCCAUCGGAUGAAAGUCUCCAAAAGCCGACGCCGGGUGACGAAGCUGCAGUAAACGGAGAUCCUUCGGCUGCAGCUUCGGUUUUGAGCACUAAGACUGAAGAGACGGCGAAGAUCCCGCUAACCGCUGAAGAAUCUGAUACAACUUCAAGAGGGCAGGGAAGUAAAAAUCGGGAGGAGCCGCGACCAUCCAGCAACCGGACAGAGGAGCCUGGUCGUGCACAGCGCGUCCCAUCGCAACAGGACGAGCCAUCAGAGCUCCCCGAAUCAGUUCGUCAUAGCGCCCCUACGUUUGAUCUUCCUUAUAGACCUCAUCCGUGGCGCCGUUGUCAUUCCCACCACCAUCAUCCGCAUCCUCAUUCUCGUCCCCAUCCGCCGCCCCCUCCUCCGCACAGCCAUCACGAUAUUCCCCAUCCUCAUCCUCCUCACCUUCCCCACCACUAUCAUCAACAUCAGCCUCGUCCCUUUCCUCCGCCUUCCCCACCGCAUCCACAUCAUCAUAUGCCUCCCCCCCCUCCCCCCCCUCACCCGUUCCAUCCCUCGCAUACUCCGCGCCCAUCAUGGGGAGCCCACGGCCCCUUCCGUCCAUCAUUUCCGCCUCAUCCGCGUGCUCACGAUCAUGGAUCAUGGCGCUCCGCGUGGCCAUUUUUCUGGCCGCACCAGGAGUAUCAGUCUGAAGCGCCGACAGUUGCUAUGGACCAACUCCCCGACGCUACCGCCAGUGCACCCCGUCCUGCAGAUGCAGUGUUGUUCAUUGGCAAUGUAGGGUUCAAUGUCAGUGAGAAGACAAUCAGAGAUGUAUUCGCUGCGAAAGGGUUCCUUGUUGAUGUCCACUUGCCUUUGGACGCCGAAACCAGGAAACAUGCAGGCUUUGGUUACCUAUACUUCCCUUCAAUUCACGCGGCAAGGGCGGCAUUGGAUGCCUUGCAAGGUACACACAUUGAUGGUCACUCUAUCAAUCUGGAACUAAGUGACCAUUCGCCAAUUACGUCCCUCCAUCGUGACCACCCUUCAGAGUUGGACCACGCUCGUCGACCAUCGGAGCUGCACAGCUCGGCUAGUCCAUCUUCGGGAAUACAGCCUGAGCGGCUCGAGGUUGGACAAGAUCUCAAAGCGAGGGAGGCACGACCGAUUCCUCUGAGUGUGACGGAUCUAUGUUCGAGCAACGAAAGCACAGAUCAUGAACCAAAAGGAAACAAUAUCCUGAGCACUACACCUGACAAUUUCCCCCGUCUCACUCGAGACUUAGAGCAGAGCCGCUUUCCUCCCCUGUCUCAAAUAGAUGCUCGUGUUCUAACACAUCACCGUCGCGACCCAGACACAUCAAUGUUGGGUGCGUCGGCGCCCGCGUGUGAUGCGAGCCAUGGGAAUGACGCCUCUGGCAGAUCGUGUCAACUGCAAGGUACCUCAGGCUCGUUUCCUGACGAUGAUAGCGAUGGGACGCGGUCAGGUCCACUCCAAGAACUAGCUCAAACCUCAGGCGCAGGUCAUGAUGAUCACUGUAAGCCUCGUCGAUCGAAGAGUAUGAGAUACCUGAAUCGCAACGGAGAUAAAAGUCCCUCAAGAGCCUUGAGACGGCGGGCAACUGAGCGACAUUCCCUACGCCAUGGUACACGGAACAGUGCUGGUGGAUUUCACGACGAGGGAUGCGCAUACGACAACUACUCCAAUACUUUCGGGUACUCUCGCCCUCGGAGCCUGCCCGCAUCGCAGGAAGAAAUCUCCGUCCCGGAUGAGAACGAACAACAGCUUGAUCCAAGACAGAGUGCUAUUGACGACUGCGUGGUUAGUCUGAUCGGCCUAGGAUACGAGAAUACAUUGGAGGGUGGUAUUCAACGGAUUGCGGUAUAUGCAGCCGCUGCGGACGGCAAGAUAUCGGACGCCAUUGAGAUGAUUGAGGAAGAACGCAAGGCCAAACGAUGUGCGCGUCUGGCCGCUGUAAUGCCUUGUAGGCGCACUUUCCCCCAGUAA
This is a messenger RNA of Aspergillus fumigatus Af293, 3012 nucleotides long. RefSeq names its product putative RNA binding protein. Gene Ontology annotation, biological process: mRNA processing. Lineage: Eukaryota; Fungi; Ascomycota; Eurotiomycetes; Eurotiales; Aspergillaceae. The record is from RefSeq and is a predicted model, not a curated record. Gene Ontology annotation, cellular component: nucleus. Gene Ontology annotation, molecular function: RNA binding. Bases 1 to 3012 code for a protein of 1003 amino acids. The transcript has 3 exons.